AUGUCUGAAGAAAACAACCAGCCUAAACAGACUCUACAUAUCACUCUGAAGGUCAAAAGCCAGAAUGGGAAUGAAGUGUUCUUCAGAAUUAAACGUACCACUCAGCUCAAGAAGCUCAUGGACGCAUACUGUAAACGCGAAGCUGUGGGUUUUAGUACCGUUGUAUUCUUGUUUGAUGGCUAUCGCCUCAGACAAGAUGAAACUCCAGAAGAGCUUAUGAUGGCGAAUGAAGAUGAGAUCGAUGCAAUGCUUCAUCAAACUGGAGGUGGGGCUGUUGGCGGUUGCUGA
Molecule: messenger RNA, 288 nt
Organism: Impatiens glandulifera
Lineage: Eukaryota; Viridiplantae; Streptophyta; Magnoliopsida; Ericales; Balsaminaceae
Product: small ubiquitin-related modifier 2-like
Exons: 3
Coding region: 1-288 (95 amino acids)
Biological process (GO): protein sumoylation
Cellular component (GO): nucleus
Molecular function (GO): protein tag activity; ubiquitin-like protein ligase binding
Source: RefSeq, a predicted model, not a curated record